Molecule: messenger RNA, 5267 nt
Organism: Salarias fasciatus (jewelled blenny)
Lineage: Eukaryota; Metazoa; Chordata; Actinopteri; Blenniiformes; Blenniidae
Gene: srms
Product: src-related kinase lacking C-terminal regulatory tyrosine and N-terminal myristylation sites
Biological process (GO): protein phosphorylation
Molecular function (GO): protein binding; ATP binding; protein tyrosine kinase activity
Source: RefSeq, a predicted model, not a curated record
CGGUGCAGCUCGGGCCGCCGGGGCGCUGCCGGGUCUCCGCAGGGACGCGAUCCGGCUCGGAUCGCCUCCGCUCCCGUUUCCGCAUUCCCGCGGCCGCCGCGCGCACCGCAGGCGCGGAGCCCCGCGUCCUGAUCUCAGGAGGGAGAACCGGUCGGUCCGGAUAAUCCGCCCGCAGCGCCGGGCGGGCAGAAUGCAGCCAGCCGCAGAGCCGCCGAGCCGCAGGAGCCACGGGUCCGGGACCGGGACCGGCGCCGCGGCGGGUGAGGACUGAUCCGGAUCCGGAUCCGGCCCCGGGAUGGAGAGCUGCUGCCGCGCGUGCAUGCCGUGCUGCGGCCGGCUGUGGAACUGGAUCUGGCCCGACCUGCGCUACCCGAGAUCCGGCCUCCCCGGCGGCACCGCCGGCGGCCCGCGCGACCACGUGAUCGCCAACCCGGCCGCGCUCGGCGCCGAGAUCAGCACCGUGUCCGGGGGGGUCCGCAUCCCGUCCCCCCGCCGCCACCCGCCGCAGCUCUACGCCGCGCUCUUCGACUUCGAGGCCCGCAGCGACGACGAGCUGACGGUGCGCGAGGGGGACAAGCUGUCGGUGCUGGAGAAGCGCGGGGACUACGUCCUGGCCAAGAAGCUGACCGGGUCCCUGGAGGCCGGCCUCAUCCCGGCCAGCUACGUGGCCCUGCUGCAGGACGAGUUCGCCAAGCACAAGUGGUACUAUGGGAACAUUAACCGGAUGAAAGCCGAGAAGCUGCUGCUCGCCGCCCAAAACAAAGAUGGCGCCUUCCUGGUUCGCAUCAGUGAGAGUCACAGUGACGAGUACACCAUCUCUGCUCGCAGCGAGGGGAAGGUCUUCCACUUCCGGAUCCAGCGCUCGGCCAUCGGAGCGUACUUCGUCUCGGAUAAGAUCUCCUUCGGCACGCUGGGAGAGCUGGUCUCCUACUACCAGAAGAACCAUCGCAGCCUGGGGGUCCUGCUGCAGGAGCCCUGCGCCCAGCAGCGGGAGCUGUUCGACAUGGAGCGCUGGGAGCGGCCGCGGGAGGAGUUCCGGCUGGUCAGGAAGUUGGGCGAGGGCCACUUCGGCGAGGUGUGGGAGGCGCUGUGGACCACGGAGAACCGCAGGGUGGCCAUCAAGACGCUGAAGCAAGAGGACACCAAGCAGGACGAGUUCGUGAAGGAGGUCCAGGCCCUGAAGAGCCUCCAUCACCCCAAACUGAUCGAGCUGCUGGCCAUGUGCUCCAGAGGGGAGCCGGUCUACAUCGUCACCGAGCUCAUGAGCAAGGGCAGCCUCAAGGCCUACCUGUCCUCGGCUGAAGGCCAGGUCCUCACCUCGGCUCACCUCAUCUACAUGGGCAGCCAGAUCGCCGAGGGCAUGGCGUACCUGGAGGACCGCCACAUCGUGCACCGGGACCUGGCGGCCCGGAACGUCCUGGUGGGCGACGAGCUGCUCUGCAAGGUGGCCGACUUCGGCCUGGCUCGCAUCAUCAAGGACAGCGUCUACACCGCCAGCCGCAGCACCAAGAUCCCGGUGCGCUGGACGGCGCCCGAGGCCGCCCUCUACCAGCGCUUCUCCGUCAAGUCGGACGUGUGGUCGUUCGGCGUGCUGCUGUACGAGAUGAUGUCCCGGGGCAAGAUGCCUUAUGAAGGAAAGAGCAAUAAGGAGGUUCUGGACCUGCUGUCGUCGGGGUUCCGCCUGCCCUGCCCGACCCGCUGCCCCCCCAACAUCUACCGCAUCAUGCUGGACUGCUGGGCGGCCGAGCCGUCCCAGAGGCCCUCCUUCCACGCCCUGCACAGCCAGCUGGAUGCCAUCUACGCCCGCAUCUACUUCAAGACCAUCGAGGUGUAGCGGUGGGCGGGGGGCCGCCAGACCCCGAGAGGGACCAGAACUGCUAGAACCCCGGGGGGAGGAGGGGACCGGGACCACCGGGACCACCGGGACCAGAACUGCUAGACCCCCCGGGCAGAAGCACACUGAGCACAUUCACACAAACCACUCUUUCUACUUUUCUACACCUGGAUGUUUUCUAGAUUUCUUACUUCCUACAUGUGCCACGAGCGAGUCGCGCACUCUGGAACCCCGAGGGGUCAUAGGUCAGGGCUGAAACCACGUGGGGUCAUAGGUCAGGGCUGAAACCACGUGGGGUCGCAGGUCAGGACUGAAAUGUGCAAUAUCCGGCGGCGUGCCGGGGUUCUGACACGCCGCCGUCUGUCAGGGACCAUCGGGUGGACGGAAACCUCGGGCGCAGUUAGCCUAGCUUAGCAUGAGUCUCGCCAAACCGAACGCUGACUCUGCACUUCCUGGUCCCCGGGCCAGACCGUCCAUUCAGAACCUUCAGAUCGAAUCAGAGGAAAACACCAAUCAGAACCCGGCUUCAGUUCAGCCCGUCGUCUCCAGGGAGCGUUUUGGGUGAAGAAGCUCCAGUAAACGUACGAUUACUGGUUUUUAUGUUUGAGCCAGUCCUGAGCUCUUUCAGAUGCUUUAUAACUCACGGAUUGAAAAACUGACGCUCACAUGUUUUCUACUGUAGUUUCAGUAAAACUGGUGAGAAACAGAUUUGCUUAACGGGUUCGACAGAGUCCUCAGCCAAUCGGAGGAGAGGAGCGUCAACUUCCUGCCUGUUUGUUGCGUCCGUAGCAACCACCAUAGCAACCCGGCGAAGCUGAGAGAAAAACGCCAGGCUCGUUUCCAUCAGCAGAACGACGAGAGGAAAACAAACGUUUCUCUCCUGAAGCGUCUUCAAAACGACGUAAAGCCAAAGUUUUCUGUAAAUACAGCCGCUGCCUUCUGAUUGGCCGCGGCGCAAAAGCUGCUCUCCUCUGAUUGGCUGUGGACUCUGCCAAACUCCGUUAAGCUGGUUCAGUGGGGAGAGCGGUUGUCCCACCAUCGGGAGGUUGUGAGUUCGAUUCCUGUCUGUCUGCCAAAGUGUCCUUGGGCAAGACACUGAACCCUGACUUGCCCCCGGUGGGGCUGCGGGCCUCUGCUGGUGGACUGAAGCGUCUGCUCGGUGGGAUUGUGGAACUCCACACACACAGCUCCACAUCGAGCUGUUAAAAGAGCUCAGGGCUGCUUCAAAAACACACAGCGAGUUCAGACACGUUUACAGGAGCUCCAGCCGCUUUCCCUCCAUACCUUCCAAACAAGGAACGGGAUGAAAAUCUGCUUCCCAACAUUCCUCAGCAUCCGUAGGAAAAACACAAUAUUGUAAUGAGAACGCCUGAGCCCAGAGCUCCGGAACCUUCAGCACCAAAACGACGAUGCUAAAGAUCUGAAAUGGAGAAAGAUGGACUUCAGCAGGUGCUAUCCACCAGGUGCCACACACACCGUUCACAUAUUUAUUCUGCUGUUAGUUUUUUAUUUCCUGGAUUUUGUGUUUUGCUAUUUUGUCUGUUAUUUAUCUGUUUUCUUCCAAAGCUUAGCGCAGUAAUGACCUCUGACCCCUUCCAUGUGAGCUGUGACAGACAGCAGAGGGAACUCUGCCGCGGGAUGAACACAUGAACGGAGUCGUCGUCGUUCCACAGCGACGUUCUGAUCACUCUGAUCUGUUCCGCUGUCGUGAUGGAGCUGCAGAGGCAGAACUCUGGGCUCCUGUUUCCAUGACGACGCUGCUCAGAGUCAGCAUUUCCAGAAAAUGUUGUUUUUCCUGUUUCCGAGUGUUUUCAGUCACUCUGAGCUCCGUUGUCGUGGAAACGGACUCCAGAGGCAACGGAGGUUUAGCUUUUUUCAUUUGAACUUGUUGCCGUGGAAACGGGGGAGGAGUCUCAGGCUGUGUCUGAACGUCCACGCUGUGUCCUCUACAGGACACUACAAGGGCUGUCCGAAUGUCCUGACAGCAAACAAGAAGGGCACUAGAAAUUUCCCACAAUGCAUCUUGAAAAGUAGUGAGCAUCGAUGGUCCCUAGACGGCUCAAUAUUACCCAUGGUGCAUUGCAAAUCUUCAGCAAAAUAGUGGAAGAGUAGCAGCACGAGCCGGGAAGAAUUUAAUAAUAUGUUUUUAUUUAUCCUUCAAUGAUUAGAAAGACGACAGGAAAGCACAAUGCAGAAUAAGAGACAUUAAAGAAAUAUAUAUCACAAAGCCUCUGAUUACCAUGGUCUAGAGAUGCGUGGAUUGCGGUUGCACCCGUGGAUAACGGUGGAUCGGGCGGAUGACGUGUCGAAAAAUUAAGAUUUUAGUUACAUUCGGGCGGGUUGCGGUUGAAGCACUCAGAUAAAAAAAAGCAACAUUUUAAUAGCCAAAACACUGCGGAUGGCGGCAGGUUCGGUUUUGAAAAUUGAUAAAAAAUCGUUCGUGCGAGUGGAUGGCGGGCGGAUGGUGAUUUGAAGAAGCGGUUUCGGAUGGAAAAAUGAGCUAUCUGCGCAUCUCUAACGGCCAGGGGUCACGUGAUCAGCGCUGAGGGAAAAAGUAGGGAGCUGCGAGUCCGAAUCCCAACGGAUUCAGGCUCUAUGAAGUCCACUAUGUAGUCCAGCUCUGUAGGGACUGAGGGGUGAGGACAGAGUGUGGACAUUCGGACACUGCCCCCCCCCCCCCCCCCCCCCCCCCCAAUUUAAACUUGAUGUCGCAGUCGAGUGGCUCUGCACCGUCGUCAUGGCGAUGCUCUGUCACUCAGCGUCCCUGCUGUUUCGGGGACGUGGGACGCCGUGGCAGUGUGUCUCCAGGACAUUGUCCUUUCAGUCAGUUGGAUUUCACAGCAGAGCAGCGACGGACGAGACGGACGAGCCGGGAGGGACAGCGCUGGUCGCUCUGGACGACCCGGAACAACGUCAGUGCCUGUUCACCGGCCAGCCUGUUCACCGGCCAAACUGAGCACCCGUCGCUCUGUUCACCCCCCAGACUGUUCACCCCCCAGACUGUUCACCCCCCAGACUGUUCACCCUCCAGACUGUUCACCCUCCAGACUGUUCACCCCCCAGACUGUUCACCCUCCAGACUGUUCACCCUCCAGACUGUUCACCCCCCAGACUGUUCACUCUCCAGACUGUUCACCCUCCAGACUGUUCACCCCCCAGACUGUUCACUCUCCAGACUGUUCACCCUCCAGACUGUUCACCCCCCAGACUGUUCACCCCCCAGACUGUUCACCCCCCAGACUGUUCACCCUCCAGACUGUUCACCCUCCAGACUGUUCACUCUCCAGACUGUUCACUCUCCAGACUGUUCACCCUCCAGACUGUUCACCCUCCAGACUGUUCACCCUCCAGACUGUUCACUCUCCAGACUGUUCACCCUCCAGACUGUUCACUCUCCAGACUGUUCACUCUCCAGACUGUUCACCCUCCAGAC